Talaromyces atroroseus is the source of this 3492-nucleotide messenger RNA. RefSeq lists its product as hypothetical. Bases 1 to 3492 code for a protein of 1163 amino acids. The transcript has 4 exons. NCBI's taxonomy places the organism in Eukaryota, Fungi, Ascomycota, Eurotiomycetes, Eurotiales, Trichocomaceae. The record is from RefSeq and is a predicted model, not a curated record. Gene Ontology annotation, biological process: transmembrane transport.
AUGGCCGUGGAUGGGAAUGGGCGACAUAAACAGCCAUGCUAUGAUUCAGGAUUAUCCUCGCCGUUGGAAAGGAACAGAAGCAAUGUGAUGGGCAAUCGACAACGACGGAAACUUGGGAUGCCAGAUUUGCGCCACAAAAACAACCAUAUUGUGAAUCACGCCAGCUCCUGGCUUACGAUACUAACAUGCCUUCUUGCCUUUCUGGCAAGCUCCGUCAAUGCUGCCUUUCUCAACUUUGAUAACUGUUUAGAAGCCAGCACCUUGAGCGACCCGAGCCAGCUCCAAUUCGUCCCCCUGUUCUUCGAAGCCGUGUACGAUCCUUCUCCGGGCCCGAACCCUUUAAAUAUUACGAUUUAUGGAAAUGUCACUGGAGCCGCGCAAGGGGAAACUGCUCCGUCUCCGGGGUCAUCGCAGUGGGACAACAGCUCGGACACAGCAGGCAAGAUCGUCAAUGUGGUGGACGAUACCUACACCACUCUAUUCACCACAAUAAACUUACUCACCUUCACUCCAUAUGAUCAGUCGGGCCAGUUCUGCGAAGCUGUCGUCCAAGGCAGCUGUCCUGUUGGGCCUGUUUUCGACGUAAACGCGAGUAACCCGAGCCAGCUUCGAGCCUUCACGGUAGGACACGAUAUGGGAUCAUCGUAUCAAUUCGCAAGUUUACCUACUACGUUGCGAGUCAAGUCUGGAGACGCACAGGGGACCGAUCUGGCUUGCGUGUCUGCAAUUAUUGUACCGGACCUGGGUUCGACACUUCGCGGUCUCAUAUCCUUUAUGCCUCUUCUCGUUCUGAUCUUCGUUACUGUCGCAAAUAUUCUGGCCGCCACAUACAGCCCUUGGGGUUCGACCGAUAUUUUUCGCUGGUCUAGCAACUACGGUCGUGAUGAAGAUCUUUUGCGAUUAGUGACUCCCGGAUUCGCCGAUUGUCUCCAAUAUAUCCAGUUUAUCGUCCUGACGGGGGCUUUAUCCUUGAGCUACCCAGGAUUUUUUCAACCCAUUGUAGCCCAAGGUGGGUGGGCAGUUCUCAUGUUCAACCAAAGUCUUGCGAGCCAUGGCGGAGGAAUGAAUCCAGUUGUCGACGGAGUGUACGCUACCAACGGAACUUAUGGCUUGGAUCUCCUUAGCCAAUAUGUCGGUCUGAAGAACAAGGACGACAUCUGGCCGGGAUCAAUCGUUUGGCUGUUGGUGAUCUUGUUUGCGGUUACUGCUCUGACCCAGGUCGUCUUCGGCUCUCGCUGGAUUUACCACAAAAUGGCCAAUGUUCCAGAAGAGGAUCUUCGUUCCAAAAACAUGCCAUUUACUGUUGGAAAUAUUAUUCGCAUCAUAUUCAACUUUUUUCUACUUCCCACCAUGUCACUGGCGCUCUUCCAACUGGUCAUUGCCGCUAGUUCCCCUGCAUAUUCGGUGGCUCUUGCAGUCGUCUUAAUUAUAGCUCUCUUAGGCUUCGCGCUCUGGGUGAUCCGUCUAAUCGCGGCUGCUCGACCCCGUGCUUACCUGUUUGACGAUAUCUCCACUGUUCUGCUCUACGGUCCUUUGUAUAAUACGUAUAGGGACGGCGUGGCUACAUUUGCAGUGGUGCCUAUUUUCUUCACCUUUCUCCGAGCCAUCGCAAUAGGCGCACUUCAGCCAUCGGGCACCGCCCAGGUCGUUCUGCUUGCCAUAGUUGAAGUGGCUUACAUCUUGCUUCUGGUAGCGUUUCGGCCGUACCCUUCGCCUACAUCGAUGAAUCUCUACCAGAUCGUCUUUGCUAUUGUACGCUUUUUAAUUGUGUUACUGAACAUCACCUUUGUGCCAUCUCUCGGGAUUGCCGAGCAGACAAAGGGGUGGAUUGGAUACGUUAUCUUGGGUUUGCAUGGAGGGAUGUUGGUGUUUGGAUUUUUCCUGAAUGCCUUGCAGACCUUGAUCGAAGUGAUUGCUCGUCUUGCAGGAGCCGGAGGCGUGGAAGGAGGCGCAACUCGUGGUGGCCUCACAAAGGUCUUCGGUGCAAGACAGCUCUCUCGACGCAAUCCUAGAAGCAGCACACGUGAGAGCAUGGCUUCAGAUGCUGCAAUGCUCGCCAACAUGGAUGAACGAUCAUCAACGCAUUUCGGCGGUUCUCGAGUCAGGACGAUAAGCGACGGCCGGGUAAGCAUCGCCUAUGAUGCAGGCAGUGCGCAUGGCGGCGCGCAUAGUCGGACUAACAGCGGAAUGUACACUCCAACAACGCCUGGAGCCAGCAGUGCGUUUUCUCACCCCGCCGGAUAUCUGCCUAUGGGAACACCUAAGAGCGGUUCUAUGAUUGGCUUCAAGCCCGAGGCAAUGGAUCCAUAUUAUCGACCUCCACGGCCCAAGACGAAGUUGCCGGAAACUCAGCAAUCAUCCGAGGGUGCUCAGCUACAAAAUGCAUCCGGUAGCGACGCAGAGGACAAUAUUAUUGAGGCUGCAACAGGUCAACCGGUACCUGCACAUAUCGCACGGGAUGAUUCCGACCUUGACGAUUCUCGCACCAACCGUAAGGACUACGCGGUCCGUGAAGUCGACUUUUACUACCGCGUUCGCGGGCCGGCACUGUCUCACACGGGCACCCGUAAAUUGAAGACGGGACCUGCAGACCCGACUGGGCCUGUCUCGUCGGCGUCAGGUUGGUUCCGGCGGUUGUUGGGUGGCAAAACUAAAGAACAGGGUAAAGGGUUUGAGGUCAUUCGAAGUGCCCGUGCUCCUGCCCAAAAACGAUUCCCACUCGCUGAAGAGGAGGAAUAUCACGAACCAUACCGAGAUGAACCAGGGUCACGAAGCCCUGAGGAAACUGGAGAUGGCGCUGGUCGUAGUCACACCCGGACUGAGUCCGGCAUCACCACAGCAUCUUCAUACCAUGACUCUGAUGGGGCAGAGAAAGAAGGGGAAGAAGAAAACGAAGAAGAGGGGAAAGAGCCAAAGGAGUCAUUCCGGCUCCCACAAAUUGACGCCGGCGGCUCAAUCGAGCUUCCGAGUCGCAUCGGCUCACAGAACAGCACACAAUCCUCAAUCCGCCCGCCAGUGCCCCGGAAAAGUUCAAAAAGACAUGGCCCCCAGGACUCUCUGGAUGGAAGCACCACACCACCACCGUUACUCCCCAUAAUUCCAGGUUCACCACCUAGCGCAGCACAUACUUCUCGCGACAUUUCCCCCUCUAAUAAUAAUGAUAUCAACAACAACCACCUACUCCAUCCAUCAACAGAGUCAGUCGAGACCGCUCGCUUACCAUUUGCGCCCAGCGAAUCCGGCAGCAAUAAAACCAGUAGCCAAGACCGACAUGAAUCUCUAACCUCCGCAAGCUCAUCCACAAUUCUGCGAGUAGCAAGCGCAGAAACAGGCCGACCUUCAGGCAUGGGAUAUGUGGCACACCACCGCGCGGGGGCGAGUAUUCAUCAUUCAGGCGCUGAGCAUCCUGUGACUGGCAGUGCGGCGGAACUAGUUGAGCAGCAAAGUACGGAUACCGAGUCUGGCCACGAAUCUCCUUUGCGACAACCUUGA